This is a messenger RNA of Neltuma alba, 690 nucleotides long. RefSeq lists its product as uncharacterized. The coding region runs from base 1 to 690 and encodes 229 amino acids. Gene Ontology annotation, molecular function: protein binding. NCBI's taxonomy places the organism in Eukaryota, Viridiplantae, Streptophyta, Magnoliopsida, Fabales, Fabaceae. The transcript is spliced from 4 exons. The record is from RefSeq and is a predicted model, not a curated record.
AUGGCAGAGUUCCGUUUUGUUUCCGAAAUGGAAGCGCUCGAUUUGAUGAUGAGCAAGGGAAUGGAACUGCGUUUUGCAGUGAAGAAUCGAAAAUGGAAUCAUGUGGUGGAGAUUUAUAAUGAUCCAGAGGUUCAGAAGAGCAGGAUCAACAGGUGGGGAGACACGGCAUUGCGCGCCGCCAUUGAGACAGAGGACACUACUACUGUCAAACUAUUGAUCGAUGCAAUCAAAUUCCAGCAGCGGGGAGAUGACGAAGCCCUAGACAUUCUGUCACUGAAAAAUGACACAGGCAAUACUCCUCUUCACUGCGCAGCCUCUCCUUUCCUCAUCUGUGUUGCCAUCAUCACAAUGCUCCACAAAUCACUGAUCUUGGGUUGCGUAAUAACAACGGAGAGACUCCUCUCUUCUUGGCUGCAUGCUCUUCAGGAUCACCGACAGGCCUUCCUCGUUCUCCACCGUGCUGCCGGUGAAGAUAGCCCACUGCAUUGGAGAAGGAACAACAGUGACACUAUCCUUCAUUGCACUAUUAGGAGAGGAUACUUCGGUACGGACACCAAUGCAGGACUUAUGCCCGCUUACUUCGUGAAUGAACCAAACUGUGAGGGCGAGACUCCAAGGAUGAUCUUCGAGAAGGAACACGGUCGGAUGUUGAAAGGGGUUAUGACAGCCAAAAGGGCAAACCAAUUGUAG